AAGUGGGAGCGACAAUCUGAAGGCAGACUAUCUCCGAUCCUCAGCGACCUACUGCCCAGCAGACUCCCCCGUCUCCUCCUCCUCUCCUCCAGCCGGGCAACUCAGCAGGAGGCGGGACACGCAAAGCAGCAGCAGCAGCAUCCCGGAGGAGAGCAGCAGCAGCAUCCAGCCUCUGGUCUACCCGGCCUGCUGCAGCAGCAGCAUCAUCCAGGAGUAGAGCAGCAGCAGCAUCCAGCCUCUGGUACCCGCCUGCUGCAGCAGCAUCCCGGAGGAGAGCAGCAUCCAGCCUCUGGUACCCGCCUGCUGCAGCAGCAUCUCGGAGGAGAGCAGCAUCACCCAGCCUCUGGUCUACACGGCCUGCAGCAUCAUCUCGGAGGAGAGCAGCAGCAGCAGCAGCAGCAUCCCGGAGGAGAGCUGCAGCAUCACCCAGCCUCUGGUCUACACGGCCUGCAGCAUCAUCUCGGAGGAGAGCAGCAGCAGCAGCAUCCAGAGCCUCUAGUACCCGCCUGCAGCAUCAUCCCGGAGGAGAGCGGCUGCAGCAUCCUCCAUCCUCUGGUCCCCUCCUCUGCCUGCAGCAGCAUCAUGACGUCGGGUGAGUUGAUGCAGAGCGCUCCGCUGCUGUCUCACCGCUCCAAGAGGAGCGUGCUGUACAAGUCGCUCUGCUUCCUGCUGCUCGUCUUCCAGGGCGGCGUGCUGGACUUCUACCUCAUCAACUUCACCGACCUGUACUGGUGCUCGUGGAUCGCCACGGACCUGGUGGUGAUCUCCGGAUGGGGCAUCUUCUUCGCGAAGAACGCGCGCAGCAAGCGAGAGCGCGCGUGCGGCUUCCACCAGAAGAGCUCCAUGUUCGGCUGCAACCUCGGAGAGUUCACCUACGCAUACCUGGCCUGGCUCAUCUACGUCAUCGCAUGCACGCCCAAAGUGGUGCUCAUCCUGGAGACGUCCAUCCUGGACCUGAUCGAGCUGCAGGUGCCGUGCGGGGUCACCGGGUUCAAGGUCAUCGUGCUGCUUUCUGCACCGCUGCUCUUCUGCCUCAUCAACUCCAUCAUCGAGGACCUGAACGGAGCGACGCGGCACCGCUCCACCAGCUGCUUCCUGGGCACCUGCAUGGACCUGCUGGACUCCUUCACGCUGGUGGAGAUGCUGCUGAGGAGCGAGAUCCCGGACCCGUACCUCAAGUACACCGUGAUCUCGGUGCACUUCGUGGUUCUGUCCGUGCCGGUGAUCUGGCUGUACGAGCUGAGCGCGUCGGAGCUGCGCUGCCGCUGGCUGUGUGCGCGCUUCAUCACCGGCCUGCUGGUCAACGCGCCGCUGCUCGUGGUCAGGUGCUUCCAGGUCUACGUGUACCGGAUGCAGGUGUCCGUGUUCAUGUUCAAGAACAUCUUCUUCUUGGCGUGUAGGCUGCUGGAGCUGGUGGAGCAGUGCGCGGCGGUGAGAGGCGUCCGGAGGCUGAACGGAGGCAGAGACCAGGCUCAGUUCUCCCACUGCGUCUCCGAGAACGACAUGUGUCCGCACGGAUACGUCAACACCCUGGCCGUCACUCAGUCCUAGAGGAGGAGGAGAAGGGAGUGCGUUUCAGACACAUCUGGAAAUCAGAAAGUCUUAGUGCUUAGUGAUCCUGGAUAAAUGAAGACCAGCUCAACAAACCUCCAUUAACGGUAUUUAGGUAACAACAGAUCAGUCAUGUACAGUUAUAUUAACAUCAAUAAACACUGGAAGGAAAAACUAGUUCUACAGAAACACCCAGAUCUCCUGUUAUACCUGUACAGGUGAGAGGUCGAGGUGUCUCACACUGUCAGCUUUCUUUUAAAUGUUUUAAACUCUUAGAAAUCUGUAUUUCUAUGAAGUUCUUCUACUACUCACAUCAGCUUUAUGCCCAGAUCAGCAGCUGUUUUAAUGCUAAUUUAAAGUAGCUGCAAGGCCCAAUUAACCUGCAAAUGGUAAACUGAGCCUCAAGCUUCUAUUGAGUUUCAGCCCUAUAUUACAUCUUGACUUUGGGCUGACCAACACACAGGAGCCACCAUGGGCCCUAACCAUUUAGUGCUUAUUGCCACAACAACUUUGCAUUGAAUCAAAUUACCCCCGAGGCCUGGUAAUCCAGCUAUGACCAGCUGUAUUUAACCAAUAACCACACUGUGGUGAUGCAAAAGAAAGGACCUACAGAUUCAUUAUUAUUACAGAUUAUAUAAACAUGUUUUAAGCAGUGUGAUUGUGUCUACAGGGUUCAUGUUGCUGCGUGAUCAGAGAGACGACUAUUCUCUCUCUUCUGACAUUUUACAUAACAGGAGAAUGGAUUUUCUAAUUGUUUUGGACGUGUCUGGAAUGCAUCGUCUGUACCAGCCUUAUCCAGUAUAACAGAACAACAUACAGUUCUCCCCUCCUUAUCAGACCCGUCUACAGGUGCUACAGUCAAACCAAACACCUGCAGUAGUCUACAACAACAAACACUGGACCGUGUGUUGAGCUGUGUGUGUUCAGUCCGAGACAGCAGCCGGACUUUGUGUCGUUUUGGGACGUAGAAGUGCAAUUUGAAGAAUCCUCUAAAUGCUGUGUCCGGUACUGAGAGUAGAGUAGAGGCGUGUGUUAGUUAAUGCCAUGCAUAAAGGUCCAACAGUGCCAUGACACACAGGUUUUCUACAGCCGGGCCGACAGGAGGUUCUGUUGUUUUACUAAUCCUCUCACUAUACUGAGAUCAGGAGUCCUAACAGAUCACCGGCUACUGUUCACUCUGACAUCCGACGUUUUAAAAAGUGCUCUGGGUCACCUGCAGGUUCCCGGCUCCUAAUUUAUCCACUCACCCAGAUUACUCAUUCAUGGUUCUGCAGUAAUUAUUCGUUGCUCAGCAGACUCUGAAAAAGCUGCAGUCAUCUUCAACUCACCUGUGAGUCACGUCUGGGACUAUAGAUAUAUAUAUAUAUACUGUCUUUAGUACGUUAUAAUACAUGGAAGCCCUUUUCUCUCAGUUCAGAUCAGUUUAAACGCUGAGCUCGGCUAACAAGCUUCCAGCCUUUAUACUAAACGUGUCUGUGCUGGAUGCAACGUUCAUCUUCUCAUCAGACUUUAGACUGUUCCACCGUUAAAAUGACUGAACAGAUGAAAAGUGACACACACACAUGCUGAAUCCAACAGGUUGUGUUUACAAGUUUACAUCCGGAUGAGUUGAACUGGGAGACGAUCUGCAUCCAGGUGCUGCUGUGUGAACAAACACACAAACUCCCUCUCAGUGCAUUAGUACAUUUACAGCUUUGUUUGAGUAACAGUCUGUCAUGGCAUGAUCGCUGUCCUCCGUGAUGAGCUUGUAGUGAUGCUGUAUGUAAAAAAACCACAUGGCUGAUCAACGUAUAUGAAGAAGAAGAUGUGGAGUGAAGACGUUGUGCAGUUUGGGUCAGAGGGGUCGGAGCUGAUUUUAGUGCCUAUGAUUAUUAUUAUUAUUUUGGAGCUGAAUGAACUCCUCGUUCACUGAGGUGGAUUUAAUCACAGUGACGUUAUCUGUCCAGCUUUGUUUGCCUCAGUGAGUGAUCGGUGUGUGCAGGUCAGAGGUCGUGCCUUGUGAGGACUGAUGAGCCCCUUUACAAAUCACAACUUUACAUUAAUGCUGAGGUUUUCUCAUCAUUUAAAUACAACGUAGAAAUGCAACUUGUUGACCUGCUAGACCAGGGGUCAGCAACCUUUACUAUCAAGAGAGAAAUUAUAGGCAAAAAAUAAUAAUAAAUAAUAAUAAUCUGUCUGGAG
Sebastes umbrosus (honeycomb rockfish) is the source of this 3732-nucleotide messenger RNA. It is a transcript of the gene tmem121b, whose product is annotated as transmembrane protein 121B. The transcript has a single exon. The record is from RefSeq and is a predicted model, not a curated record. The annotation marks the transcript as partial. Lineage: Eukaryota; Metazoa; Chordata; Actinopteri; Perciformes; Sebastidae.